CGAAUAUCGAACAACAUCUUCUACGUACUACUGUCUGUUAUCAAGGUUCGACUUCAGCUAAGUACAUCAAAAGAACAUAAUAAAGGCUACUGUCUGUUAUAAUCAAGGUUCAACUUCAGCUAUCAAGGCUACAUCAAAAGAACAACCUCCUGUAAGUAAAGUAUCUUCAACAAGAUGAAUCCUUUCCUGAAAGACGAAGAGGAGCUGCGCAAGGCGUCGCGUUUCUCACGUACUUCGUCCGCUUUUUCUCCUCGUGAAGACGAGGUCAUAGAUUUCGGGUUCGGUGAUGACGAUCCCUUAGCUGGCCAAGACGAUGAUGACGUACUUCUUCCUUCAAAGAGUCGAGCGGAAAGCUUCGAACAGGAUGGCGGAAAUGACAAUGGAUCAAAUGAUGGCAAUGUUGGAGCAGGAGAGGAUGCAGCUAUUGGUGAGGAUUCUUUUCAACCUAGUGGUGAACAAGUAGAAGAUCCGGCCGCUCCUGUUCUUGGAGAUGAUGAAAAAGGAACUACAAGCUGUUGUGCUGACGGAAGUGGAAGUUCCUUUGAAGAUAGGAACACUUCUCCUAAGAACUCCGAUGCUGCAGCUCCUGGUCGCAAACAUAAAACUCAACGAGAAGUUUCUUGUUCUAAGGACGACAAGGAUACACAUGAUAAUUAUAAAGUAGGGAAAACGGCCAGCACAAGUAGAGCAGCAACUCCACC
Molecule: messenger RNA, 701 nt
Organism: Amoebophrya sp. A25
Lineage: Eukaryota; Dinophyceae; Syndiniales; Amoebophryaceae
Source: the annotation of a GenBank genome assembly